Echinostoma caproni is the source of this 687-nucleotide messenger RNA. Lineage: Eukaryota; Metazoa; Platyhelminthes; Trematoda; Plagiorchiida; Echinostomatidae. The record is from the annotation of a GenBank genome assembly.
AUGUUGGGUGUCCACGUGGAACUAACAACUGCUCAUGACAAACCUGGAGAGAAACCUCACAUGCAAGACUACAAAGUCGAUUUGAACGAAUGUGGUCCCAUGGUUCUUGACGCACUGAUCAAAAUAAAAAAUGAACAAGACCCGACGCUCACAUUCCGACGUUCUUGUCGCGAGGGCAUCUGUGGUUCGUGCGCCAUGAAUAUCGGUGGGCGGAAUCACUUGGCAUGCAUUUGGGAGAUUGAUACUAAUUUGAGCAAGCCAACGAAAAUUUACCCGCUUCCUCAUAUGUUUGUCAUAAAAGAUUUGGUACCUGAUAUGAACAACUUCUAUGCUCAAUACCGUUCGAUCGAGCCCUAUUUGAAAAAGAAGAACAUGUCGGAAGCUGAUAUUGGUAAAGCCACUUUUUACCAGUCAGUGGAAGACCGAGCCAAACUCGAUGGUCUUUACGAAUGUAUCUUGUGUGCUUGCUGUGCGACCUCGUGUCCAUCGUAUUGGUGGAAUGGAGACAAAUACCUGGGGCCUGCUGUGCUUCUCCAGGCUUACCGGUGGUUGAUCGAUUCGCGUGACGACUAUACCUACGAAAGGUUGACCCAAUUCCAAAACAAAUGGUCCUUGUACCGGUGUCAUACUAUUAUGAAUUGCACGGAGACUUGUCCCAAGGUCAGUUUGUAUGCUACGGUGAACUAG